This is a messenger RNA of Lemur catta (Ring-tailed lemur), 8299 nucleotides long. It is a transcript of the gene NDST1, whose product is annotated as N-deacetylase and N-sulfotransferase 1. Gene Ontology annotation, molecular function: deacetylase activity; heparan sulfate N-sulfotransferase activity. The record is from RefSeq and is a predicted model, not a curated record. Gene Ontology annotation, cellular component: Golgi apparatus. Lineage: Eukaryota; Metazoa; Chordata; Mammalia; Primates; Lemuridae.
GGUUGGUGGCUCAGGGUGCCCUAGGGCUACCUCCCUCCCUCCCUCCUUUCUUCCCUCCCUCCUGGGGAGGGGACUGGGCCGACAGUAAUGCCAUUUGUCCUGGCUCUGGGAUUAGGUGCAGUCAUCGAGAGGAGAGGACGCAGUGAAGGGAAGAGGAGCCACGCAGCCGCCGCCUGAGCUCCGCCUCAGCCCCGUGGGCCCCACGGAGUGAGUGUCAUGCGACAUCCCCAGGCCUGCCCAGGGUCCUCUGGCCCACUGCCCAGACCCCCCAGGAGGCCCUGACGCCCUGGGGCACUUCUGCUCUGCACAGGACCACCAGGGGGUUUGCCAUGGUGACAUAAAGGGGCGCAGAGGAAGGAAGGAGCGUGACCAGCCUGCGGACUGCGCCCCUGGCUGGGGGGAAGGGCCAGGGGCCCGGAUCCUCCACUCCCACUGCCCACCGAGGGCCUCGCUUCCGAAGUCUCUGUGAAUUUCUUGGUCAGUGGACGACUCUCGUGUCCCCUGUGUGGGGCCUUGGGGUGGCCAGGGCAGGCCAGGCCUCCGGUGGCCAAGGUCUCGGGGGCCAGGAUGCCUGCCCUGGCGUGCCUCCGGAGGUUGUGUCGGCACGUGUCCCCGCAGGCUGUCCUUUUCCUGCUGUUCGUCUUCUGUCUGUUCAGCGUUUUCAUCUCGGCCUACUACCUAUAUGGCUGGAAGCGGGGCCUGGAGCCCUCGGCGGAUGCCUCUGAGCCCGACUGUGGGGACCUGCCUCCCGUGGCCCCCAGUCGCCUGCUGCCGCUCAAGCCUGUGCAGGCAGCCACCCCUUCCCGCACGGACCCGUUGGUGCUGGUGUUUGUGGAGAGCCUCUACUCGCAGCUGGGCCAGGAGGUGGUGGCCAUCCUGGAGUCCAGCCGCUUCAAGUACCGCACGGAGAUCGCGCCGGGCAAGGGGGACAUGCCCACGCUCACAGACAAGGGCCGUGGCCGCUUCGCCCUCAUCAUCUAUGAGAAUAUUCUCAAGUAUGUCAACCUGGACGCCUGGAACCGGGAGCUGCUGGACAAGUACUGUGUGGCCUACGGCGUGGGCAUCAUUGGCUUCUUCAAGGCCAAUGAGAACAGCCUGCUGAGCGCGCAGCUCAAGGGCUUUCCCUUGUUCCUGCAUUCGAACCUGGGCCUGAAGGACUGCAGCAUCAACCCCAAGUCCCCGCUGCUCUAUGUGACACGGCCCAGCGAGGUGGAGAAGGGCGUGCUGCCCGGCGAGGACUGGACCGUGUUCCAGUCGAACCACUCGACCUACGAGCCGGUGCUGCUGGCCAAGACACGCUCGUCCGAGUCCAUCCCGCACCUGGGCGCCGAUGCCGGCCUGCACGCCGCGCUGCACGCCACCGUGGUCCAGGACCUGGGCCUCCAUGACGGCAUCCAGCGCGUGCUGUUUGGCAACAACCUCAACUUCUGGCUGCACAAGCUCGUCUUUGUCGACGCUGUGGCCUUCCUCACCGGGAAGCGCCUCUCGUUGCCUUUGGACCGCUACAUCCUGGUAGACAUCGACGACAUCUUUGUGGGCAAAGAAGGCACGCGCAUGAAGGUGGAGGAUGUGAAGGCCCUGUUUGACACCCAGAAUGAGCUACGCACACACAUCCCAAACUUCACCUUCAACCUGGGCUACUCAGGGAAAUUCUUCCACACAGGUACUGAUGCCGAGGACGCCGGGGACGACCUGCUGCUGUCGUACGUGAAGGAGUUCUGGUGGUUCCCCCACAUGUGGAGCCACAUGCAGCCCCACCUUUUCCACAACCAGUCUGUGCUGGCCGAGCAGAUGGCCCUGAACAAGAAGUUCGCUGUCGAGCACGGCAUUCCCACGGACAUGGGCUACGCGGUGGCGCCGCACCACUCGGGCGUGUACCCCGUGCACGUGCAGCUGUAUGAGGCCUGGAAGCAGGUGUGGGGCAUCCGCGUGACCAGCACGGAGGAGUACCCCCACCUGAAGCCAGCCCGCUACCGCCGCGGCUUCAUCCACAACGGCAUCAUGGUCCUCCCGAGGCAGACCUGCGGCCUCUUCACACACACCAUCUUCUACAACGAGUACCCUGGCGGCUCCAGCGAGCUGGACAAGAUCAUCAAUGGGGGCGAACUCUUCCUCACCGUGCUCCUCAAUCCUAUCAGCAUCUUCAUGACACACCUGUCCAACUACGGGAACGACCGCCUGGGCCUGUACACCUUCAAGCACCUGGUGCGCUUCCUGCACUCCUGGACCAACCUCCGGCUGCAGACGCUGCCCCCGGUGCAGCUGGCCCAGAAGUACUUCCAGAUCUUCUCCGAGGAGAAGGACCCGCUCUGGCAGGAUCCCUGUGAGGACAAACGCCACAAAGACAUCUGGUCCAAAGAGAAGACUUGUGACCGCUUCCCGAAGCUCCUCAUCAUCGGCCCCCAGAAAACAGGCACCACAGCUCUCUACCUGUUCCUGGGCAUGCACCCGGACCUAAGCAGCAACUACCCCAGCUCAGAGACCUUUGAGGAGAUCCAGUUUUUUAACGGCCACAACUAUCACAAAGGCAUCGACUGGUACAUGGAGUUCUUCCCUAUCCCUUCCAACACCACCUCUGACUUCUACUUUGAGAAAAGCGCCAACUACUUUGAUUCAGAAGUGGCGCCCCGGCGGGCAGCAGCCCUUUUGCCCAAGGCCAAGGUCCUGACCAUCCUCAUCAACCCAGCAGACCGGGCCUAUUCCUGGUACCAGCACCAGCGAGCCCAUGAUGACCCAGUGGCCCUGAAGUACACCUUCCAUGAGGUGAUCACGGCUGGCCCAGAUGCGUCAUCAAAGCUGCGCACCCUCCAGAACCGCUGCUUGGUCCCCGGCUGGUACGCCACCCACAUCGAGCGCUGGCUCAGCGCCUUUCACGCCAACCAGAUUCUGGUCUUGGAUGGCAAACUGCUGCGAACAGAACCUGCCAAAGUGAUGGACACGGUGCAGAAGUUUCUUGGGGUGACCAACACCAUUGACUACCACAAAACUUUGGCGUUUGAUCCAAAGAAAGGAUUUUGGUGCCAACUGCUCGAAGGAGGAAAAACCAAGUGUCUGGGCAAAAGCAAGGGCCGGAAAUACCCAGAGAUGGACUUGGAUUCCCGAGCCUUCCUGAAGGACUAUUACCGGGACCAUAACAUCGAGCUUUCCAAGCUGCUGUACAAGAUGGGCCAGACACUGCCCACCUGGCUGCGGGAGGACCUCCAGAACACCAGGUAGCCGUGGCCACCACAGCCAGACUGAAUGUUUGUGAUGGCAGGGACGUCCCGCCGCACGCUGAGCCAGACUGACCUGCGGAGUGGGGAGCGGGCCGGGCCGGCCAAGCACUUAGGAGCAAUACUCUGCUGCAGCCCACGUGGGGCCGGGAGAAGAGCCCAGGCAGGUCCACAAGCGCCUCAGAGCACCCACUGCUGGGUCUGUGGCCCACAGGACCUCCCAGCCACCGGAGGUCCAUUCUGUUCACAGCCUUUCCUGGGGAGGCCACUGCCUGUUGGUGGACGGCCACUUCCUGUUGGUGGAUGGCCACUUCCUGUUGGUGGAUGGCCACUUCCUGUUGGUGGACGGCCACUGCCUGGUAGGGGAGUCCACAAACUCUCUUUUCUGUUCCUCACUGUGUUCUCCCAACCCUCCCCUCUCCUUCAUCCCGUCACUCCCUGCUCCCGCAGGGCGUCCCCUCAGUAUUAGCUGCCAUAUUUUCCCUGUCCUCUGACAAUAAGGGAGAAGCGCCCAGCCGGUCCUUUUGCCAAACCAGGGAGAGAGACUGGACGCUUCCCUGACUUGUUUCGAGCCAGGCUCUUCAAAGGGGUCGGCUGGGUACCCAGAGUCAGUCCCUGGGCUGGAUGUGAGGGUGGCCACCUCGAGAGAACUAUGAACCUCCUCGUCCGGUUCGCACCUUCGCAUCUCACCUUCCCGUUUUGGGGAAAGACUGUCUGGUUCCUACAGUAUCCACCCAGUCCCCAAGGCCUCCUGCAGGGCCCCGGGGCACUGGCGUGCCAUUUGGGCCCAGAGACCCAGGCCUCAGCUGGACCCCUGCUUCACCCUGGGGCAUGACGUGCGUGGUAUUUCCUGUGGCAAAAGACCGAGGCGGUGCAGGAGUCUGCCAGGAUGCGUGUUCCCCUGUACAGACGCGCCCCCACACCCCCAGCCUCGGCUCCUGGCAGACGCGGGCAGAGCUGGUGAGACGCCGGCCGCUGCUCUGCCCCAGCUUCCUGUGGCUGAGGGUUUCCAGAGACCCCCUUAACCUCCCAAAUACUAAGAAGCUAAAGUAUUUUAAUAUUUUGUUUUUUUUUUUUCUUGGUGCCAGAGUUUAUACCCUGGGUGCUGGGGUCGCACUGUGUUUUUUAUAUAUAUAUAUAUAUAUAUAUAUAUAUAUAUAUAAUGUGUAUAUAUAUAUAUUAUAUUUUUUUUGGUUGGGUUUGUUUUUAAUUCAGUCGUACAAAAUGGUGGUAAGCCCCAGUCUCAGGGGGUGUCCUAUCUUAGUGCCAGAGAAUGAGGUGGAAGGGAGGGAGGGCGUGUCUGUCUGUGUCUGGGCCUCGAGGAGACAGAGCGAAGGUGCUCUCGGAGAGAUCUCUCUUUGCUCCCCCCAGUGCCGCGGCUGUCCUGGGGCCACCCUGGGUGAGCAGAGGUGGUGAGACCUGCUCUCUCCAGGAAAUCUGGCUUCCUGAAGCCCGGUGACUCUGGGGAAAUUUUGGCCAAAGGAAACAGCCAGGGCUGGGGUGGGAGAGCUGGGGCCGAAGCUGGCCCGUCCCCUCUCCCUCACAUGGUGCUAGGCUGGGAGCUGCUCUGGGCGUUGGGGUGCCCGCCGGCACCCACAGCACCGCCUCCCGGCCCCUGUAGACAGUGGGAUUUCUGGGCUGAUUUCUGAUCGGGGUCUGCUCCUCUCCCCCCUUAACAAUGUGAAGUGACUGAGGCUGGGGUGCUUCUCUAGCCCCGGCCCCCUCCAACUGCCGGUUCAGCUUUGAAUUGACACCCGGGAAGUGCUUUCUGGAGAGCCUGUCUUGCUCAGAAGACUCUAGCAUCUUGGGCUGGAAGGGCCCUUCGACGGGUAUGACGCGGGCCCGGCAAGGGGAGCUGGCCUGCUUGGCGGGUGAAACGGAGCUGGCUGGGAGCAGGGCCGAGCCUUGAACCCAAGGCCCCUGAUUCCGAGUCUAGUGCUCUCCUUCCAAUGCCACACUGCCUCUGAGCCCUUCUGGGGACCCUGCUCUGUGCCGGGUUCCUGUCCCUCCCUCAGUCACAACCGUGGUCAUUCCAGAAAAUGGGGACAAACCACUCCUUCCCAGCCAGGGUGCCUUCGAGCCUCCCCACCCCCAGGUGUGCAUGUGCGUUGCCGUCUUCUCCCGGCCUGGAGGUCCUGCCCCAGCCCAUGCGCCCCGGUCGGUGCGUUCUGAACCGAUGCCCUUUUCUCGAGUUCUCCAUGGGGCUGGAGAAGAAAGUUGGACACUCAGGGGACCAGCCGCUGUGGUUUCAUUGUGUAGAGAGCAGCGUCCCCUCACGCUUCUCAGUGGGGCCUGCAAGCCUGGGAGCCCUGGGCGUUGUUGGCCCAGCAGGGACGAGGAGCGGGUGUCCGAAGACGGCGUGGCACAUCUACUUGUACACUCUUGCCCGCACCGUGGAGCCAGACUCCCGGAGAGGGGCGGCGACUUCCGUAGUUCAAACCCUGGGUAGUUCAGGCUGCGCGGGUUUUGCCUUUUGCGCUGACUUAACAGCUUUACUUCUUACCUGUCAGCGAGGGGAUCGGGCUCUGUGAUCCGUGAAGACCUUGUGGCUCCCACAUUUUGAAAUCCACCCUCUGGGCCCGGGGGCUACUUCCUUCUCUUGGAGCUUGGAAUGCAGAGUCUGGCUGGCCCUCCUUGGCAGGCAGCUGCUCUUCCCUGUGCUCUGGCCUCAGGAAGGAGCGGGCAGGUUUGGGAUCCUGCGAGAGCAGAGGAGAUAUUUGUGCCCAGGCCCUUCAGGGAGCCUGGGGACCGGACUUGCCACGUGUCCCAAAUCCGUCUGUCUAGGGCACUGCUGCUGCUACUUCCCUUCCCACUAACAUAUCUUUCUUGAGGACCCACGAGGCCCAGACACAGCCGGGACCUGCAGGUAUUGGGUGGGGGGCGGAUAAGCUGCCCUGGGGGCUCUCAGCUACUGGGCACACAGACGCCCCCUCCCGGGAAGAGAAGACCAGAGGUGAGUGGGGCAGUGUGGGCGGUCUUCAAUGUCCACUAAUUCACUGUAAGCAUUGGCCAAAAAAUUAGAGAACUGGCUUAACUUGUGCAGAUCACUGCACCAUCCACUCUGCAGCCCCCUCCACAAGCCUUUGCCUUGGGAGGGUGCAGGUGGGAGGUGUCACUUACAGCCGCCUCAGUUGUUGGGUUCUAGAACCUUCCAUGAUGUGAGUAUCUUGCCACUCAGAGGACGAAUGUGAAGCUUAAAGAUGGGCCUUUUCCGAGCCCCUGUAUACAAGCAGUCGGUGCUUCUGGGCCCAGCUAAGGAAGCUGGAUGGCUGGACUGGCCCGCAGAGGUUGGUGGUCCCAACACAAGUUGUGCCCACAGGCUCGUUAAUGGGAAGAGCGAGUACAAAAGUGUUUUACCAGACAUUUUACUAUCAACUCCGGCUACCCAGCAUCUAGAUUUAAAAUUAUUAACAUUUUGUCACAUUUGUUUCUCUCUCAUUCUGUACAUAUAUAUAUUUUUUUCUGGCCUAGUUUAAAAGUAUGUUGCAAAGGUCGUGGGACUUUACCCCUAAAUGCUUCAGCCUGCAUCUCCUAAGAGUUAGGCGUUUUCCCACAUAUUGGCCCACCAUCGCAGUCAAGACAACAAGUCACUUCCUAACAAUAACUGCUCUCCAGUCUAUAUUCAAUUGUCCCCGAUUGUCCCCCAAAUAGCUUUUACCUGGUUUUGGAAUCAGGCUCCAGUCAAGGUGCAGACAUUGCAAUUUUCUACCUGUGGUUUUUAAAUCUCCUUGAAUGGUGAAAAGUCUUCCCUCUGCCCAUAUUGAGUUUUUAAAUGACAUCGUUUUUGAGACCAGCAGGCCUGCUGUCCUGUUGAAGUCCCCCAUUCCAGAUUUGUGGGAUUGUUCCCUCAUAGUGUCAUAUGACCACUUCCUCUGUCCCCUGUGUUUUCAAGGGUAAUUCAGGCUACAUGGGUUUUUGCCUUUUGCGCUGACUUGACAGCUUCGCUCCUGCCUAAGAUGCGCCUCCACUGUCACCUGUACCAAGUGCCAAAGCAGCAGAGGAGCCAGUCAGAGCUCCAGGAGCCCAGGGGAGGGCCAGGGAGGCUCCCUGGAGAAGGCAGCUUCAGGCUGGGUCUGGGAGGGAGGGAUGGAGGGCUCUCUGGAAGGAGGCUGGGCCAGGCAGCCUUGGGACCUGCUGGGAAGGAGAUGUCUCUGGCUUGAGAGUGCCUCUGCUGCCCCCUUUGACCCUGGGGAUGGGCCACAGGGCACCAACACAGCAUCUCUCUCUGUCUCUCUCUGUUUUAUGGUCCCAGUGUUCUCACUUCCCGGAGGCCUGUGGUCUGUGCACUGGAGCAGAGCUGGGCCUCUGGGGUGCACCAGGGAAGGGCCUCCCCCAGUCGCGGUGUGAGGAGAGCACUAGGCGGGAGGCAGGAGCUGUGAGCUCUCCCCGCUGGGUGCAUUUAGUAGCAGCCUGGCCAUCUUCCUCCCAGAGCCUCUGCUCCCCAUCUGUGGAAUGAGCAGGUGGGGUACAGCUGCAGCUGGGGUUUUCACACGUGCAGGAAGGAAGCAAGCAGCUCUGCCCUAGUUGAAAUGAGGAUGGGGGCCCAGACCUGCCCCCCACCCCAGGCCCUCAAGACAAUGCUGGGUCCCUGGUUUGCCAUCUCUGAGCCGAUACUCUCACUGGCUCAGACGGCCAGAGAUUGUUAGUUCCCCCGAGGGACAGGCAUUGGCUUUAUGUGGGGUCAAUGCCAAGGGCUUGGGGGAGACUCUGGCAGUGUUUUGUCCUAAGUUCAUCCCACCUGCUCUUCUUCCUCUUUCUGGCCCUAAUGAGGGAGAAGCGGGUUUUCUAUGACUGUGCUAGCUUUUAUUAUCAGCAAGAGGGCUCCUUUUGUAAUUUGUGCAUGAAAUUCAUGUCAUUUCCUGGGGAGAGGAGAGGGCUGACUGGAGAGGGUGGGGGGCACGCUAGGGGAGCAGGCAGAGGUUUCCUUCCCUUGUGGGGGGUGGGCAAAGGGGUGGAGAGGGGGUGCUACCCAGCUCGCCUGUGAGGGCUCUCGAACCAGCCGUUUUGGGUUGUGUUAAAGGUGGGAACCUUCCUCCAUUAAUGUACAAUCUCGAACUAACUGCUAAUAAAGUGGGGUUCUGUUUGUA